Messenger RNA from Homarus americanus (American lobster), 4506 nucleotides. Its product is annotated as mucin-2-like. The record is from RefSeq and is a predicted model, not a curated record. Lineage: Eukaryota; Metazoa; Arthropoda; Malacostraca; Decapoda; Nephropidae. Bases 1 to 4506 code for a protein of 1501 amino acids. The transcript is spliced from 11 exons.
AUGACUGCUGCCCAAAUUAUAGGUACAACUGGUGAUGUCUCAAGAGGGUCCACGGGUCACAGGUCCACGGGUCACAGGUACACUGGUCACAGGCCAAAAGUCACAGGUACAAAAGUCACAGGUCCACGGGUCACAGGCCAGGGUACAAAGACACAGGUCCACCGGUCACAGGUACACAGGUCACAGGUCCACGGGUCACAGGUCCACGGGUCACAGGUCACAGGUACAAAGACACAGGUCCACCGGUCACAGGUACACAGACUACAGGUACACAGGUCAACGGUCACAGGAACACAGGUCACUGGUCACAUGUAUACAGGCCACAGGUACACAGGUACACAGGUCACAGGUCACAGGUCCACAGGUACAAAAGUCACAGGUCCAUGGGUCACAGGUACACAGUCACAGGCUCACAGAUCACAGGUACAAAGACACGAGUCCACUGGUCACAGGCCCACCGGUCACAGGUACACAGGCACACAGGUUCACAGGUCCACAGGUCCACAGGUACAAAAGACACAGGUCCACUGGUCACAGGCCCACGGGUCACAGGUACACAGGUCCACGGGUCACAGGUCAGCACAAAAGACACAGGUCCACUGGUCACAGGUCCACAGGUCACAGGUGUACACAGGGUCCACGGGCCGUGUCACAGGCACAAAAGACACAGGUCCACCUGGUCACAGGUCCACAGGUCACAGGUACAAAGACUACAGGUCCACUGGUCACAGGUCCACUGGUCACAGGUACACAGGUCACAGGUCCACGGGUCACAGAUCCACGGGUCACAGGUACACAGGUCCACGGGUCACAGGUCACAGGUACAAAAGACACAGGUCCAUGGGCCAGGUCACAGGUACAAAAGACACAGGUCCACCGGUCACAGGUCCACAGGUCACAGGUACACAGGCUACAGGCACACAGGUACACAGGUCAAAGGUACACAGGUACAAAAAGUCACAGGUCCACGGGUCACCAGUACACAGGUUACAGGUCCACGGGUCACAGGUCACAGGUACAAAAGACACAGGUCCACGGUCACAGGUACAGGUCACAGGUCCACAGGUCCACGGGUCACAGGUCACAGGUACAAAAGACACAGGUCCACCGGUCACAGGCACACAGGUCACAGGUCCACAGGCACAGGUCCACAGGUCCACGGUUGUACCCCUGGUUGUACCCCCGACACAUUUGUACCCCCAUUGUUGUACCCCCCGACACAGUUGUACCCCCGACACAGUUGUACCCCCGACACAGUGUUGCCCCCGACACAGUUGCCCUGACACAGUUGUACCCCCGACACGUUGUACCCCGACACAGUUGUCCCCCGACACAGUUGUACCCCCGACACAGUUAUUCCCCCCGACACAGUUGUUCCCCCGACACAGUUGUACCCCCAACACAGUUGUACCCCCAUGCAAUUAUUUUGACAUGGUUGUACCCCCAACACAGUUGUGCCCCCAGUUGCAAUUUGUCCCCCGACUUGUAUACACAGUUGUACCCACACGUUGCUUUUACACAGUUGUACCCCCGACUACAGUUGUACCCCGACACAGUUGUGCCCCCGACACAGUUGUACCCCGACACAGUUGUACCCCCGACACAGUUGUACCCCCGACACAGUUGUACCCCCGACACAGUUGUACCCCGACACAGUUCUUCCCCCGACACAGUUGUACCCCCGACACAGUUGUACCCCCGACACAGUUGCUUGCGACACCAGUUGUACCCCCCGACACAGUUGUACCCCCUGACACAGUUGUACCCCCGACACAGUUGUACCCCCAACACAGUUGUACCCCCCUUGUCUUACAUUUUGAGUUGUACCCCCGACACAGUUGUACCCCGACACAGUGCUUUUACACAGUUGUACCCUUGCAAUUUGUACCCCCAACACAGUUGUGCCCCCCGACACAGUUGUACCCCCGACACAGUUGUACCCCCGACACAGUUGUACCCCCGACACGGUUGUACUGCCCCCAUUAUGAGUUGUGCCCCGACACAGUUUACCCCCCGACACAGUUGCUUCCCCGACACAGUUGUUGCCCCCCGACACGGUUGUUGCCCCCGACACAGUUGUACCCCCACGGCUUACAGUUGCCUCGACACAGUUGUACCCCCAUACAGUUGUACCCCAACACAAUUGUACCCCCAACUACAGUUGUACCCCCAUUUGGUUGUACCCCCCAGCUUGCAUUGCUUUUGGUGUACCCCACUUUGUUCUUACCCCGACUACAGGCUUACAGUUGUACCCCCGACACAAUUGUACCCCCGACACAGUGUACCCCCGACACAAUUGUACCCCCCGACACAGUGUACCCCCUGUUGCCCCGGUUGUGCCCCCAUUUACAGUGCCCCCGACGGUUGUACCCCCGACUUAGUUGUGCCCCCGACACAGUUGUGCCCCCCGACACAGUUGUUGCCCCCCGACACAGUUGUACCCCAACACAGUUUUGUCCCCAACAAUUUGUUACCCCCGACACAGUUGUACCCCCGACACAGUUGUUCCCCCCGACACAGUGUACCCCCCAUUUGCAAGUUGUACCCCAUUUGUACCCCCCCAGCUUGUACCCCGACACAGUACUUACCCCACACAGUGUACCCCCAUGUUGUACCCCCGACACAGUUGUACCCCCGACACAGUUGUACCCCCGACUUGCAAUUUGUACCCCCGACACAGUUGUACCCCCCAUUUACAAUUGUACCCCCGACACAGUUGUGCCCUCACGACACAGUUUGCCCCCCGACACAGUUGUACCCCCGACACAGUUGUACCCCCCGACACAGUUGUACCCCCCGACAUUGGUGUUGCCCCCCGACACAGUUGUACCCCCCAUUUGUGAUUGUACCCCCAUAAUUGCUUUAACACAGUUGUACCCCGACACAUUUGUACCCCCUUUGUGCCCCCAGCUUGUGUACCCCCGCUUACAAGUUGUACCCCCACAGUUGCAAUUGUACCCCAUUUACAGUUGUACCCCCAUUGUGCCCCCCGACACGGUUGUACCCCAACUUACAAUUUGUACCCCCGACACAGUUGUACCCCCACGACACAGUUUUGUGUACCCCCGACACAGUGUACCCCCCCACACAGUUGUGUCCCCCAACAUUCCUUUGCCCCCCGACACAGUUUUUGACACAGUUGUGCCCCCCGACACAGUUUUCCCCCACAGUUGUACCCCCACGACAUGUUGUACCCCCGACACAGUUGUACCCCGACUUACAGUUGUACCCCCAUUUGGUGUGCCCCCCGACACGUUGUACCCCCAUUUGCAAUUGUACCCCAUUUUGGUUGUACCCCCGCAUACAAUUGUUUUGGUUGUACCCCCGACACGGUUACCCCAUUACAGUUGUACCCCCGACACAGUUGUGCCCCCCAUUUUGAUUGUACCCCCCGACACAGUUGUACCCCCAACACAGUUGUACCCCACGGUUGUACCCCCGACACAGUUGCCCAGACACAGUUGUACCCCCGACACAGUUGCCCCGACACCGGUUUGUUACCCCCACGACACGGUUAUUUGCCCCCGACACAGUUUAACGCCCCGACACAGUUGUACCCCCCGACACAGUUGUACCCCCGGCUUCAAUUGUACCCCCGACACAGUUGUGCCCACGACACAAUUUGUACCCCCAUUUACAGUUGUGCCCACGACACAGUUGUACCCCCGACACAGUUGUGCCCACGACACAUUUGUCUUCCCCCGACACAGUUGCCCCCGACUUGCAGUUGUACCCCACGACACAGUUGCCCCCGACUUUACAGUUGUGCCCCCCGACACAGUUGUACCCCCCGACACGGUUGUACCCCCCGACACACGGUUUGACACCCCCGACACGGUUGUACCCCCCGACACGGUUGUGCCCCCCCCAUUUUGCAGUUGUACCCCCAACGGUGUACCCAGCUUGGUGUACCCACCCCACAGUUGUUGCCUCCCAAUUGUACCCUUUGGUUGUACCCCCACGUUGCACCCCGACACAGUUGUACCCACAGUUGUACCCCCACAAUUUGCCCCCACAGUUGUACCCCCGACACGUUCUAAUGGGCCCUUCAGUGUUAAUGGACCCCUCAGUUUUAGUGGGCCCUUCAGUGUUAGUGGACCCCUCAGUCUUAGUGGGCCCCUCAGUUUUAAUGAGCCCCUCAGUCUCAGUGGACCCCUCAGUCUUAGUGGACCCCUCAGUCUUAGUGGACCCCUCAGUCUUAGUGGGCCCCUCAGUCUUAGUGGGCCCCUCAGUCUUCCAUUUGGCCCCCAGCAAGUGGGCCCUCAGCCUUCUGUGGCCCUCAGUCUUAGUGAGGCCCUCAGUCUUGUCUUAGUGGGCCUCUCAGUCUUAAUGGGCUCCUCAGUCUUGAUGGGCCCUAAGUCUUGUGGGCCCCUCUCAGUCUUGAGUGGACCCCUCAGUCUCAGUGGGCCCCUCAGUCUUGAGUGGGCCCCUCCAGUCUUCAGUGGGCCCCUCAGUCUUGGUGGACCCUCCAGUCUUAGUGGGCCUCCAGUCUUAGUGAGCCCUUAG